AUGACUCCUAGGAUUACCAAGCGCCAACGGAACCGUAAUGCUGCGCCCUCAAUAAGCCAACUUACGACGUCUCUAAGCCUCCAGAAUUCGCAUGAACAAGACGGUGACAGCGACAGUGUCGGAUGCAGGAGCAGCUGGCUAUUUGAAGAAGGCACUUUUAUGGAACAAAUUGGCAAAAACAACAGUGUGAGUACAGAGUGCUGA
Messenger RNA from Protopolystoma xenopodis, 204 nucleotides. NCBI's taxonomy places the organism in Eukaryota, Metazoa, Platyhelminthes, Monogenea, Polystomatidea, Polystomatidae. The record is from the annotation of a GenBank genome assembly.